This is a messenger RNA of Cynara cardunculus var. scolymus (artichoke), 1866 nucleotides long. RefSeq names its product protein NRT1/ PTR FAMILY 5.10-like. Gene Ontology annotation, cellular component: membrane. The transcript has 4 exons. The record is from RefSeq and is a predicted model, not a curated record. Gene Ontology annotation, molecular function: tripeptide transmembrane transporter activity; dipeptide transmembrane transporter activity. NCBI's taxonomy places the organism in Eukaryota, Viridiplantae, Streptophyta, Magnoliopsida, Asterales, Asteraceae. Gene Ontology annotation, biological process: dipeptide transport; transmembrane transport. The coding region runs from base 38 to 1741 and encodes 567 amino acids.
UGUUGGUGCAGUGAAGUCAGAACCUUUUGACGCCGACAUGGAGGCCACCGGCUCCGCCUCCAACUUUUCUGAAGUUGAGACUCCAUUGAUAGACGGGGUCGUUGAUGGAUUCAUUGACUACAAAGGUCGUCCAGUUUUCAGAUCCAAAUCUGGUGGCUGGAGAUCCGCUUACUUCAUAAUUGGUGUGGAAGUAGCUGAGAGAUUCGCAUACUAUGGAAUAAGUUCCAACCUAAUCACGUAUUUGACCGGACCGUUGGGCCAAUCGACGGCUACGGCGGCGGAAAAUGUGAAUGCCUGGUCGGGAACGGCGUCGCUUCUUCCUCUCUUGGGCGCUUUUGUUGCUGAUGCUUUUCUGGGUAGAUAUCGCACCAUUAUUAUUGCGUCUCUACUCUAUGUUCUGGCACUUGGGCUGCUGACUCUUUCAGCUUUGAUUCCUUAUUCUGACUGUGAAAGUGACACAUCAUGUUCUCCUCCUCGGUUCCAAGUUAUUUUGUUCUUCGUUUCACUAUAUCUUGUGGCAUUUGCCCAAGGAGGGCACAAGCCUUGUGUUCAAGCUUUUGGAGCUGACCAGUUUGAUACGGAGAAUCCAGAAGAACGCAAAGCCAAAAGCUCAUUCUUCAACUGGUGGUAUUUUGGAAUGUGCGCUGGUCCAUUGGUGGCACUAUGUGUUCUUAACUACAUUCAGGAUAACCUUAGUUGGGGUCUUGGAUUUGGGAUUCCUUGCAUCAUGAUGAGUGUUGCACUGCUUAUAUUCUUGGGUGGAACCCUGACAUAUCGGUUUGGAGAGAAAGUUGAGGAAAAAGGCGCUUUUCUCAGAAUUGGGCAGGUGUUUGUUAGAGCAUACCGCAAUCGCAGAACUACAUCUUCAUCAAUAUCCCUGGAAGAGGAAGCUUGUGGAACCUUGCCUCAUCAAGGUUCUCAUCAGUUCAGAUUUCUCAACAAAGCCUUAGUUUCACCCGAUGGAUCAAAGGAAGAGGGGAAGAUCUGUAGCACCGGUGAGGUGGAUGAGGCCAAAGCAGUUCUUAGACUAUUUCCUAUCUGGGCCAGCUGUCUAGUGUUUGCAGUUGUUUUUGCCCAAUAUUCCACAUUAUUCACCAAGCAAGGAGUCACCAUGGACCGAUCAAUCGGGUUAAGUUUUGACAUCCCAGCUGCCACACUACAAACGUUCAUCAGCAUCACCAUCGUCAUCCUUAUUCCCAUCUACGACCGUGUUUUGGUUCCUAUCGCUAGAUCCAUUACAAGAAUACCGUCUGGCAUAACAGUACUUCAGAGAAUCGGAAUUGGAAUCUUCAUUUCCGUUCUUUCAAUGGUGGUUUCAGCACUGGUCGAGACCAAACGACUUCAAAUCGCAGAGGAAUACGGAUUAGUGGAUGAUCCAAACGCAACAAUCCCGAUGAAAAUAUGGUGGUUGAUACCUCAAUAUCUGUUAACGGGAGCUGCUGACGUGUUUGCAAUGGUGGGUCUGCAAGAGUUCUUCUACGAUCAAGUGCCGAGCGAGUUGAGAAGCAUCGGUCUAGCGCUUUAUCUCAGUAUAUUCGGUGUUGGUAGCUUCAUUAGCAGUUUCCUGAUCUCGGUGGUCGAUAAAACCACGGGUGGAAACGGUGAAGAUGGAUGGAUUUCGGAUAACUUGAACCGUGGUCACCUUGAUUAUUUCUACUGGUUUCUAGCUGGUAUUAGUGCAAUAGCAUUUGUGAUCUACUUGUACCUUGCAAAAUCUUACAUAUAUAAUCGACCAAGAUGAUCGAUUGAUGAAACAAUAUAUAUAGUUUGUUGUAAUAGCUGCAUAUUUUCGGUAUCCUGUUCAACAUUUUGGCUUGUAAGAUAUUUAGAAACUGUUGAAGUUAUGUAACUUGAUCAAAAUUGAAC